Messenger RNA from Labrus mixtus (cuckoo wrasse), 1558 nucleotides. RefSeq names its product transmembrane protein 199 (gene vma12). Lineage: Eukaryota; Metazoa; Chordata; Actinopteri; Labriformes; Labridae. Gene Ontology annotation, biological process: vacuolar proton-transporting V-type ATPase complex assembly. The transcript is spliced from 6 exons. Gene Ontology annotation, cellular component: endomembrane system. The record is from RefSeq and is a predicted model, not a curated record. The coding region runs from base 235 to 834 and encodes 199 amino acids.
GCGUCACAAGACAAGCAACAUGGCGGCCUUCUUGUUGGUACUCAUAUAUUUCGAUCUGUUGUAAGCCGUCUAACGUAGACUUUAGUGUAUGAAAUAGCUAAACAAAUCUUUGACUCCUUUUCUAUGUAGUUUAUGUACACUGUACAGUUGUUCUACACUGACAACAAGCUCCAAAACAGGUGUAUUUAAUUUGAUCAGUUCAGGUUUCCUCGUCAGUCUGUGCAGGUUAAAACCAUGGCUUCUGCAUUUGUUGUCGGGAAUACUUUUAUAAAUAAAGUAAGAGGAUUACUAAAAGACACAGACUCAGCUCUUCCCAAAGGACUGAGAGAGGAUCUGGAGGAGACACUUAAAAAAUCAGAACCAAGAACUCUGUCCUUCAGUACAGCAAGACAGCUCAAGAAAUAUCUCCAGGAUAAAGGACACCCUUUCUACCUGCAUGAGCUUCUGGAGGACGGCUCCCUCGACCUGCCUGAGGUGGUGAAGCCUCCCAGAAACCCCGUGCUGGUCGCUCGCCUUGAGAAGAUAAAAGCCAAACUAGCCAACGAGGAAUACAACAGAAUCACAAGAAACGUCAACGCUCAGGAACUCAGUCGCAGUGGAACAUUAGCAGAUAUUGGACUGCAGGUGCGCUCAGCCAAAGCCGUGGUGUUGACCGUAUUUAACUUCCUGGUCACAGUGGUCGCUGCGUUCGCCUGUUCCUACAUGGGGAGUCAGUACCUGUUCACUGACACAACAGCGAGAGUAAUAGCAGCAGUGAUUGCUGCUUCUGUAGUCGGGCUGGCUGAGCUGUACGUGCUGGUCCGGACCAUGGAGGGAGAACUGGGGGAGCCUUAGCAGCUGUGCAGAAACAAACAAGGGAACACAUUCAUCUGUAAUGUUUGAAGAACUUUUCUCAGCCUCACAAAGCCUUCUGAUUCAGAACAGACAUCUCACCCUGCGGUAAAAAAAAAAAGUGGACUUUUCCCCCCAUUAUGACAGGAGCAUAAGUGGAAUUUUUGAAGAUGAUUUAAGUUUCUGAGAAUGUACAAAAUGAAGAUACAGAGAAGAGAACUAAAAGGAUACUCUUUUCUUUUAAAGCUCCUGUGAGGGACGUUCAGUUUGUGUCGAUGUUGGCGCCCCCUGUGGUUAAGCGGUACCUCUUAUGUCUCUUCUUAUUUUGCCCUGUUCAUGUGUAAAUUCUUUUUACAGUGAAACAUAUCACUCAUCAGGAAUCUUCGCUGUGGAAAUUGUGAAAAAGUCUGUUUCUGCUUCGUGCUUUUAGUUUCUUUGUUGUCUGACAUCGACUCUCUGGUCUUGUUUGCUUUGGUAGCUCAUCAGUAUUCAUGUUGGUCUGUUUCAUUAAAAAUCUCCUUAAAGGGGCUUUGACUACAUUCCACCUGCCAGACACAAAAUAUGAGACAUUUAUAAUUUAUUCUGUUGUUUUAUGUUUUUCAACUUUGUCCUGUAUUUAAAUGUUGUCCCCUGUUGACAUUUGACUCCUUCCUUUCUGUUCUCAGGUGAAAUCAUAUUUUUUUGCUUUCAAUAAAAUCAUCUGCACAGACUGGUGCAAAUUCACAAA